Messenger RNA from Hylaeus volcanicus, 542 nucleotides. Its product is annotated as zinc finger HIT domain-containing protein 1. Gene Ontology annotation, biological process: chromatin remodeling. Bases 1 to 465 code for a protein of 154 amino acids. Gene Ontology annotation, cellular component: Swr1 complex. The record is from RefSeq and is a predicted model, not a curated record. NCBI's taxonomy places the organism in Eukaryota, Metazoa, Arthropoda, Insecta, Hymenoptera, Colletidae. The transcript is spliced from 2 exons. Gene Ontology annotation, molecular function: nucleosome binding.
AUGGCUGCACGAGAAUCUGGUAGAAUAAAAGAUGCAUAUCAAAAGAGAGUGCUCGACGAUGCUGCUCGUAAACGUAGGCAGAAGAAAGCAUUGGAAGCUUUGGAACAAGAUAAUUUUCACGAUGACCCGCACGCGGAUCUAGUAAUGAGCAAGAAAGUUCCAAAGUUUCAAGAGACUCUAGAUAACAGAGGUGGUAGAAAGAAGAAAACUAGAUCGGCAGAAUAUUACAAGCAACGUUUUCGUAAAAGUUUUGCCCAAUUAGUCGAAGAGGAUCUGAACGUUAACUCGAAUUGCCCUAACUACGUUUCCGCUCAAGCACCUCCGUCGCGCUUUCCUGAAAGACAGUUUUGCGCAGUUUGCGGUUUUCCUAGUAAUUAUACAUGUAUUCCUUGCGGUGCAAGAUAUUGUAGCAUGAAAUGCUUAGGUACUCAUCUCGACACAAGGUGUUUAAAAUGGACAGCUUAAUUUUGUAAGACUAUUAAUAAAAUUAAGAUCAAACGAGUAUUUAUAUCAAAUAAAUUUGAUUAUUUUUGUAUGAAUAA